AUGGGCCCGGCUGCCAAGAUUACCUGCCAUCUGCGCUGGUCAAGGGUGCACAGCCUGGACAUUGAUCUAGAGAAGCAGAAAAUGGAAGUUGCCAACUUGCAGAGAUUUGACCAAGAAUUGAUCCUGGCAUACAAGCGCUUCAGCUUAUUUGGUAUCCUAUAUGACCACUACUUUGUAACAGACGGGAAGUGGACUAUCGAGUUUCGGGGAGACGAGGUGGCAGAGGCCUGUGUUCAUGUGCAUUGUCGGGAUCCUGGAUACUAUGAUGUAGCAAAGGUUUUCGGCAACUCUGAAGAAGUGUUGCAUCGUAUGCGGAGGGUAUGUGGGGCACGCUCGUUUUCGUUCUGCUUCCGCAAUUGCGAGCAUGUUGCUCGCUAUAUCGCAGAAGGCAGGUGGUUCAGCGCACAAAGUGCCGCUGAUGGCAGCUUAUGGAGGAAAUGCAUGUCAGAUCUGGCAGGAAGUCAUGCGCUGAAGCUCAAUAAGUGGCCCUGGGAGCUGGAAUCGUUACUCAGCGAGUGUUGCCUGAACGACUGCUGUGGCUUCGUGAGCUGUCAGAGUGAAGACUGCUAUGUCGUGCACGAUCCUAGUAUGUUCAACGUUUUGGUUAUUGGAGCUGAAGCGGAAUUGGCAAGGUCCAUCGCGCCACACCUCACGGGGAUGGCACCCAGACGUGCUAGCCCGGAGGCUGUCCCAUUGAAGCUUGAGGUGACACGCGGCUCAGCCUCCGUCGGUGGCCGCAGGCGUGAUGUCCAAAUCAUGACCAUCGCUGGCUCCAUCCAACAGUAUGGUGAUGAAGCAGCUUCAAUUCUAAGAUCUCAUCUUCGGGAAGAUGUGAUUUGCGUGGACCGAGUUCUGGUUUUCAUCCAGGGGCCUCUCAGCGACUCCAUGCAAUCAUUUGUGAAGCUGCUGGGCAUCCAGGAAAAUCCCACGAACUUCACUUUCAUCCAACACCAACUUGAAGACACGUCACGUGAAGCCUCUGAAGAGCUGCUGGCCGCGUUGUACAUCCAAGUGGGCGCAACUGCCCAGAUAAUUUCAACUCCUCAUCUGCGGCCGCACGGUCAGCACUGUCUCAGCUUGGAGUACCUCAAGCCUGAGGAGCGGCCGAGUCGAGUAUUUGCAGCCAAGAUGGGCUUGCCCAAUCUAAGAGCCGACUCAGGAGAGAUCAUUCCUUUGCUUAUCCCUGGGAUGUUGGAUGAACCAGAAGCCCUGGCGAAGCUCUUGGAUGCCACGUUUCUUCCCUGCGAGGGGCACUUCUUGUCAAGAGAUUGGCGGCUGCAGAUGGGCGGGGCUGAGCCCGGCGUGGAGUCAACGUACUGGUGGAUGGGUGGCAAGGAGGACGACGGAGAUGUAGAGCAGAGCUCGUUUGUGGAAAAGAUGGCCGGAACGGAGGUUCUUCCAGAGAGUCGGGCGGACCGCGCUGCUUUCCCGGUUCUCGAGUCAUUGCCGAUAGAAAGUAAGGGGGAGAACUCGGCAACCUCUUUUUCGUCAAAGCUUCUCCAGCUUCUUGCGGCAGUGGGCAUGACCAGCUUUAUCAGCAGAAUAAUUGUCACAGGCUCGGGGGCCUUUGCUGCGGCUCUGCCGUGUGCAUCCCUGCUCUCGUUGGCACAUAUGACUUUCCCCUUGGAGCUACCGCUGGGCGAGUUUGUUCCUUGGUGGUCGCUUCUGGUCCUGGGCCUCAUUUUGGUAAUUGGUCCAGAGGACAUGCGCGCAGCGGCUGGCCUCCGUGUUGGGAGGAUAAACGGGGGACCCCUCAUGUGGUCUGCCAUUUGCAUGGUGAUCUCGACUUUGGCCCUUGUUGGCUGGUCGAAAAUCUGGGUUCGCGGUGACCACGGCCCUAUCCAAGACGCCCUAGCACCAAUGAUGUCGCCGGCUUCCGUGCUGCCUCUGGCAAUUGUCAAUGCUCUGCGCGAAGAGCUGCAAUUUCGGAUGAUGUUCUUGGGCGGAGUGCUGUCAGGGGAUGCCUCGCAGUGCACCUUGAUCACCGCCAUUUCCCUUGGUCUGCACUCCGCUUUCUUCGCUUUGCUUCACUACGUGGGAGGCUUCCCGCGCGGUAUGAGCGGAUUCGUGCUAGUGCUGAUUUGGAGCCUCUUCCUAGACAUCCUUCGGAUCUGGAGUGGUGGGAUGGCCCUGGUGCUUCUGCUGCAUGUACAGGCGGACGUCACCAUAUUCUUGCUUGUCCUCAUGGAGGACCGGCACCGGCGACUGAAGAACCAGCAGAGCUAUUUGGAUUGA
Symbiodinium pilosum is the source of this 2235-nucleotide messenger RNA. The record is from the annotation of a GenBank genome assembly. NCBI's taxonomy places the organism in Eukaryota, Dinophyceae, Suessiales, Symbiodiniaceae.